CCUCCCCCGGUGCAGCCACACGCACACCUCCGGUGACUCGUCACUCCGCACUCACUGGAAGAUGGCUGCGGUGGAGCGGACCCCGGUCAGGGAAGGGCUCCGGAUCGUUUCGUUGUGUGUGUGCUGGUACACCGUCAGCUCGGGGGGGAACAUUGUCAACAAGAUCAUCCUGAACGGGUUCCCGUACCCGGUCACCGUCUCUCUGUUUCACAUCAUAUCCAUCGUCGUCUUCCUUCCGCCGCUCCUGCGAGCAUGGGGAGUCCCCAAAACAGAACUGCCGAGCAGUUACUACCGCUGGUAUAUCCUGCCUCUAGCCUUCGGAAAAUACUUCGCAUCAGUGUCGGCUCACUUCAGCAUAUGGAAGGUCCCGGUCUCAUAUGCGCACACGGUCAAAGCUACAAUGCCUAUAUGGGUUGUCCUGCUAUCAAGAAUUAUCAUGAAAGAGAAGCAAACCGUAAAGGUGUACGUAUCACUCAUCCCCAUCAUUGGCGGAGUGCUGCUGGCCACAGCGACUGAGCUGUCCUUCGAUGUUUCAGGAUUAAUUAGCGCUCUGGCUGCCACACUCUGCUUCUCUCUGCAGAACAUCUUCUCCAAAAAGGUGUUGCACGACACACGGAUCCACCACCUAAGGCUCCUAAAAAUCCUGGGCUUUAAUGCAGUGAUGUUCAUGGUGCCCACUUGGGUCCUUGUAGAUCUCUCUGUGUUCCUUGUCAAUGGAGACCUGUCUGACAUCUCUGGGUGGACAGGUACUUUUGUCCUCCUGCUCAUCAGUGGCUUCUGCAACUUCGCCCAGAACGUCAUCGCCUUUAGUGUGCUCAACAUCGUCAGCCCGCUCAGCUACGCUGUCGCCAACGCCACCAAGAGAAUCAUGGUCAUCAGCAUCUCGCUUCUGAUGCUGCGUAAUCCAGUCACUCUCACCAAUGUCAUGGGUAUGAUGACAGCCAUAGUUGGAGUUUUUCUUUACAACAAGGCCAAGUACGAUGCAAACAGGCAGAAGAAGCUGCUGCCGAGCUCCAAGGAGGACCUGGUGUCCUUUGACAACCCAGCGCUGGAGAAGAUCCAGGGCAACGGUUCAGUGCCUUUUUCCCAUGGGUUAGAGCAGCAGCAGCACAGUCGGAACAACGUGCUGACUGAUCAUUUUCAGUACAGCCGGCAGGCCUACACGUCAAACUACAGCGGCAACCACCAGUACGUGGUGUAAAGGAGGAGUCUGUCGUCGCGCUGGAUUGCCGUCAUCGACAUUACUGUGUGUGUAGCGGCCCUCCCUUCACCCUGCUUCACACUCGAGACUGAAGGCAAGUGCUGUUUGUUCUGACAGGAAGUCGAUUUUGACGGGCCAGUGACGUGACUGCUUCCACGCUCCUCCCUGUUUAAACUUCAUUUUUGUGACAGCGUUGCAUUAUGUCUCACUGUCCAUUUAUUACUUGGGUACUGACUGUGGGGGACAGUUUAUAAUUUUUAUCAGGCGCCUUUAGUGGGAAUGGUAGUUUACUGUUUGGAAAUGUCUGAAAGGUUUUGAUUUCACAACUCAACCCAGUCAGUGUUUUGGAUUUUAUUUUAGUUUGCAAGGAUGUGAGAUGUAAUCAUACUAUUAUGCUUAUGACACCCAAACAAGAGUGUGAUGUAGGCAUUUCAUGCUUCAUACUGUCAUUUUUCUUCAUGAGGCAUUUGUCUGGAUCUGAGGGCGAAACACAUUUUUCACAUUGUCCCUCUUUUUAAAAGGCAGAUGGGAUUUGAAUGAGGACCAUGAAGGAUUUCAGGCAACAGUCACUUUGAAAAGUCUUGAAAUAUGCGAUUUUGUAGAUUUUUGUUUGUUGUUAUUUGAUCAGCCGGCAUGAGCUCAGUGCAGAGGUAUUUCAACAACUAUUCAAUGAGUUGCUAAAAACAUUUUUUUCGACAUUCAUUCAUAAUUUUCAGAGGAUAAAAUCCCACUGUCCGUGAUUUUUCUGGCUCCGUUUUGGACCUGGUAUUAACGUCAGUCCUGAGAGAUCCAAUCACAAGUGGACAGAGUUGAGUUCACACCUGGUGUCUUGGAUGCGUCUUCUUCUUCGUGACCACAUGAGAUUGGAUCUGUCUUCACCCACGCUGUGUUCAAAUACAAACGGACGGAAUCUCUGUAAAUCACGACAAAAAGUGUUUUUUUUACUGUACAAAUAUGUAAGCUGUCGAUGUGUGUUUCUGUGAGUGGAAGAAAAGAGUCAGGAUGAGCCGAGUGAGUGUGCUGCUGUAACAUGAGUUUCAAUUUUAACCUCUUACAGAAAAUAAAUCGGGAUGAUCAGAGUUAAUAUUGUGCUACAGAUAAAUAAAUGUAUGACCUCUGGUUAGUGGAAAAAAAUACAGUGGAACAACAGUAAGGGCAUCAGUGGAGGAGUCGGUCUUUAAUGCAUCCCGAGGCCAGAUUGCUCUGAUGCAUGCUCAGGACUGCGGCCACCUUGCACUCACUGCUGCCUGUGAGUGAUCGGAUCACUCGGGACUGAUGUUAAUACCAGGUCUUUUUAUUGUAACACCACAAGUUCACAAUUUUAAAAAUGUAAAUGCUUUGGUGUGUGAUUAAACUCCUGAAACACUCACGACAUUCCCAUCAGCCAGCUCUCUACUUUGUUUAGUGCUGACCGGCAAAUGUUACAGUGCCUGUUGUAACGAACGUGUGCGGUCGGAAACAAAAAAAAUACAAGUGCCUGAUGAAGAAAAACACUCCCACUCUGUAAAAAUCUGUAAAAAAAACAAAAAGAACUGCAGUCAGACUAGUUUUUAACUGCCACUGUUGAAAACGUGCCUUUCUGAAAUUGUCUCACAAAACCACACACGCACUCUCUGUUUAUGAUCAGUCGUCGUCCCCAAACAUUUGCUGUUGUGGAGCAUAAAUGGUGAAAAAAACAGUACGAUGCUUCAUCAUUCUGUACGUUUCAGCUGUUCCAUGUAACUGUCAUCAUGCAUGCAUGAUGUUUUCAUCUUUCUUAGAGAGUCUAUGUAAAAUAUCAUAGGGAUGUUAAAAUGAAUUAUUUCACUCGUGGUUUGAAGUGAAAGAGUCUAUUUUAAUGCAAUUAGUUGUUGAUUUUUUUGUCGUAUUGAUCUGUGAAGCUUCUCGGAAUGAGUAGGAUCGUUCUUUCCCGUCAGGUGAUUUUUCAGCCUGAACCAAAGCUGCUCUAUCAUGUUUUUGUUUUUUCAACCGAGGCCGUUGUCAACUUUGCACAUCAUGAAACAUCUAAAUGUGUUGUUCUGUUAUGACAUCAGUUGAGUUACUAACUAACUUGUGCGGCUGUUUCAAUGUUAAGCGUUCUUCGUAUUGUUUGCUGUCAGACAGUGACUGGACAGACUUUUGACUUUAAACAAGACGUGCAUGAAAUCAAAGUUUUGGUUUGUGCAAUUGGAGACCCAGCUGUAAUUUCAGGUUAAGCUGAACCUUGAUUAUCAUUAUUGAUUUAUACUGAUCAUUAAUUCUUUUUUUUACUCUUUGAAUUAUUUAUUUCAGGAAAUGCCUCUUGCUUGUUUCUCUCCUGGCAUGAAUGCUUCUAUUAUCUCUAAUGGACUCUUAAGCAUCUCACUGCAGCAAUAUCAAGGGUUUUUUUUACAUUUCUUUUGGGUAAUUUAACUAUCUUUGCAAUUAAAUCAAUACAGAUUUAAUAUUUUGGGGGGGGAAACAUGCCAUCUGUAGACUGAAAGCUUUUUUUUUCAGCUUUUUUACUUCAAAAUCCAUGGCUCAUUCAUAUUCUAUCUUUUGUUUUUAACACUUGAAUGAUGUUACAUCGUGAGUUUUAACAGCCCUGGCGUAAUAACUAAUGACUCAAAUGUCCAUUUUAGUUGGGACUGCUGGUACAGUUUGUAUACUUGUUGACAGUUGUGCACUUUUGAGGCUGUUGAGCUGCAUUAAAUUAAGAUGUACAGACGGAAGUAUACUGGAAAUGGAAUGCAGUGACGCGAUGAGCUGGUGAGGAAAGCGAGAAGCAAAGCAGAGGACUGACUGCUUUGUCAGGUGGCAGAAAACUGUCAGUCUAGGUGAUGGACAUGCACGACUUGCAUUUAAACUGCUUUCUUCAUACAUUUAUUUGUACAGUUCCUCUUCGGAAACAUUGAAAACACUGGAGCCUGUUUUCUAAUUAUCAGAAAAACACCUCGAUUGAGCAUCGGCCAGUAAUUGGGACUUUUUUUUUUUUUUUUUUAGAUAUACAGAUGCAUAUUGUAACUACAACUGUCCUUUAUUUGUAUAUCAAACCAAUUGAUUUGUGUCAUGCACAUGUGAAGCAACUGUAGCUGUGAGUUAAUUCACUUAAUUCAGAGUUAUGUCAAAGUAAAUGAAUGAAUCUGCACAUUUCUGCUUUGGAGUCUGUGAUAUGAUUCAAAUAGCAGGACUUUGUGCAUCCAGUCAAACUGAAACUGUCGGUUCAUGGUGUAGGAAUGUAAUACCCGAGUGCAAACUGACACCUCAGAGCUUGCACUCAUUUUUCAAAAUGUUCUAGUCAAGUCUUGACUUUUGGAUGUAAAAGCAACUUUGGUGAUUUGGGAGAAACGAAUAGUAGUAGAAAUUGGUACACGGAAAACUGUUAGUGGUUAAUCUCACUGUUGCAGCUCAUGUUUUAAUCUCUGGAGUUUCUUCCUGUUUUCUUUUUUGUCUUUUACUCAUGUUGCCUAAGACAUGAGAGUUUUUCCCCGGCCUCAUUUACAAGAUGUCAAAUUUAUAAAUGCCAACAAGUUUCCCUCUGAGUUUGCUCCUCAGCAUCUUGCUGGUCGUUUUGUUUCUGUACAGUGAACUAACUGAGUUUGGAUAAUGGCUCUCAUCUGUAAAGCUCUUCACCCAGGACGCAAAAGUCAAACGAGUGAAGAAAGAGUACAACUUUGUAAAAACCUGUACAACUGUUUGGUUUUGUGUGUCUGUGUGUCUUUUAAUGGGUCUUGAGACAUAAUUUUUACUUCACCACUGUUUAUAGACUUAUUUAUGGUGUCAAGGUUUAAAAAUGUACAGGAGUGCAGCUCAGCACACUCUUCAUGUCCACUUAUAUUUUAGUAAAUGCUAUUUUUAAAUGUGGGGGAGGGGGGAAUAAAAGCAUCAUGGAUUA
Messenger RNA from Solea solea (common sole), 5054 nucleotides. RefSeq names its product solute carrier family 35 member E1 (gene slc35e1). The record is from RefSeq and is a predicted model, not a curated record. Gene Ontology annotation, cellular component: Golgi apparatus. Gene Ontology annotation, molecular function: antiporter activity. NCBI's taxonomy places the organism in Eukaryota, Metazoa, Chordata, Actinopteri, Pleuronectiformes, Soleidae. Bases 62 to 1201 code for a protein of 379 amino acids. The transcript is spliced from 6 exons.